AUGGCGAUGAAGAACGCGUUUUUAGUUGGUGUUUCACUUCUAGCGCUCCUUGUUGAAGUUUACUGUCAGUCACAGGUAAAAAUAAAUUCGUGGAUGGGAGAAAAGUGGGCGGCUCUUGGCUUCAUUACAAAACUUAGGGCGUGGGUAACAUUACUUUUCGUUACUACACGGAAUAAAACUUUGGAAAUAAAAUAAAUAGUCUGGGUAAAAGCAACGCUUUUCACCCUACCCUUGUAACUUUAUGGUAAGCACCUCUUGAAGGACAAAAAGCUCUAAUGUCCAGUUUUACUCUGUAAAAUCGAAGAAUUUCUCAGUCUUCUAAAGCCAUCUUCUAUUUCAUUUUAGUUUCUUCGAUGGUGCGUGGCAGAGAACGGUAUCUGCCAUCGCGACAGGGAAUGCUGCGACAAAAUGACCUGCAGCGACCAUUUUGGGGUCGGUAAGUGUAUACCGCUAACAUCAUCAGUCCCAGUUCCUUCGACAUGGCCUCAGACAGGUUCUCAGACUUGGCCUCAGACAUGGCCCUGCACGCAAACCUGGCCGCCCCUGUACCCUCCUUGGUGUGUACCUCUUCAGAAGAAGAAGAAGAAAAAGAAGAAGAAGAAAACCAAGAUUCUCAUCAGAGUUUGUGGAGAUCUAAUGGGAAUGAAUGUUAAGGCCAAGAAAAAGGACAGCUUAUUUAAACGAUUAACGUGCAAACAGAUGAGAGAAUUGUAUGGAAAUAAGGAGAAAACGAAGCAAAAGUAA
This is a messenger RNA of Pocillopora meandrina, 744 nucleotides long. The record is from the annotation of a GenBank genome assembly. NCBI's taxonomy places the organism in Eukaryota, Metazoa, Cnidaria, Anthozoa, Scleractinia, Pocilloporidae.